UGGGUAGUUGUCGUUUUUCGAUCUUGAAGUUGAAACACUUCAAAAUGUAUCCAAAGGUGAAAGUAAGGGCAUCUGAACAAGAGGAUCGUCUUUCACCGCAAAAUGACCGCAAAGCCGAGCUGUUUUUCACAUCGCCAGAAUUUAUAUCCAUGGAAGCAAAGGAGAACAGAAGCAGUUCACCGCUCCCAAUAGUCAGAAUCUUGAAAGCUCAUGCACUAGAAGAACACUCAACGAAGCAAUUGAGUUCUGCAUCCAAAGUGGAGAACAACAGACGACCACUUGUCAAGGAUGCUAAACCAAAUGUUAGAGCUUGUUCAGUCCCAAGACCACGUGCUGUCUUAUCUAGUCCUGAUAAUGAUGGAAUGAUUGGAAGUAGAAACGAGUUAAUCAAUGAAAGACGUUCAGCUCUCAAAACUCACAACACAAGAGAAGAGAAAGGACCGGCUCAAACCAAGUUGAUCCCAAUUAGUCAGGUCAAGUCAGUAAAGCCUCUGAACAUGGCAAAGACUUCCGAGAAAACAUUCAAAAGCAAGAGUGGCCAGAAGCAGAGGAAGUUUCAAGAACCUAUUAAGAGAAGCCAAAAAGCAAGUCUUGGAAUUGGGAAAUCAACUUUGGUUUAAAUUGCGUGGAGAGACUUUUAACUUGAUGGAUUUUAAUUUUAUGUGUCAAAUGAUUCGUUUACUUGCUGGUUUUAUUUUUUUUAUCCUCACGUUUGUUGUGAAAUGUAUAUACAUAUUUAAAGAU
Molecule: messenger RNA, 744 nt
Organism: Morus notabilis
Lineage: Eukaryota; Viridiplantae; Streptophyta; Magnoliopsida; Rosales; Moraceae
Exons: 5
Coding region: 45-620 (191 amino acids)
Source: RefSeq, a predicted model, not a curated record